Messenger RNA from Capsella rubella, 1491 nucleotides. Its product is annotated as probable serine incorporator. The transcript has 5 exons. Gene Ontology annotation, cellular component: membrane. The record is from RefSeq and is a predicted model, not a curated record. Bases 28 to 1260 code for a protein of 410 amino acids. NCBI's taxonomy places the organism in Eukaryota, Viridiplantae, Streptophyta, Magnoliopsida, Brassicales, Brassicaceae.
GAGCAAUUGGGAAGUCAAAGACAAACGAUGGCGUGUUGCUUAGCUUCGUGCUGUGCGUCGGCGACUUGUGGGUUGUGCUCAUCGGUGGCGUCGGGGAUCUCGAGGAAAUCAGCGAGGAUCGCUUAUUGUGGUCUCUUCGGUGCUUCUCUUGUCGUCUCCUGGAUUCUUCGCGAGACUGGUGCUCCGCUCCUUGAGAAACUCCCUUGGAUAAAUACUUCCGAUUCAUAUACCACAGAAUGGUAUCAGCAGCAAGCUGUUCUUCGUGUGAGCUUUGGGAAUUUCCUCUUCUUUGCGAUAUAUGCUUUGAUCAUGAUCGGUGUGAAGGACCAGAACGACAGGCGUGACUCGUGGCACCAUGGCGGAUGGGGUUUGAAGAUGAUUGUAUGGUUUUUGCUUGUUGUCCUCAUGUUUUUUGUUCCAAAUGUUAUCGUCUCAAUCUAUGGAACUUUAUCAAAAUUUGGUGCUGGAGCGUUUCUGUUGGUUCAAGUGGUCUUGUUGUUAGAUGCUACACAUAACUGGAAUGAUUCAUGGGUCGAAAAGGAUGAAAAGAAAUGGUACAUUGCUCUGCUUGUCAUAUCAAUUGUGUGUUACAUUGCUACAUACGCCUUCUCAGGAAUCCUGUUCAUCUGGUUCAACCCAUCUGGUCAUGAUUGUGGACUAAAUGUUUUCUUCAUCGUCAUGCCGAUGAUCCUGGCCUUUGUUUUUGCUAUUAUUGCGUUACAUCCUGCGGUGAAUGGCAGUCUUUUACCGGCGUCAGUUAUUUCGGUUUACUGUGCUUAUGUCUGUUACACGGGUCUAUCUAGCGAACCACAUGAUUAUGUGUGCAAUGGACUUAACAAAUCCAAGGCAGUGAACGCAAGUACUCUCAUCCUUGGAAUGCUCACCACGGUUCUCUCGGUCCUAUACUCCGCCCUCCGAGCUGGCUCUUCCACCACGUUCCUCUCACCACCGUCUUCUCCUAGAUCUGGUGGGAGAGAGGCAUUGUUAGAGGAUCCAGAGGACGGGAAGAAGAAGGGUGGUGAAGCCGAGGCGCGGCCUGUGAGCUACUCGUACUCCUUCUUCCAUAUAAUAUUUGCUCUUGCGAGCAUGUACGCUGCAAUGCUUCUAUCGGGAUGGACUGAUUCCUCAGAGAGUGCAUCUCUGAUCGAUGUGGGAUGGACCUCGGUGUGGGUCAAGAUAUGCACCGGUUGGGUCACGGCGGGACUAUACAUCUGGACACUCAUCGCACCGCUCAUCCUUCCGGAUCGUGAGUUCUACUAAAGGGGCAUACCAGUCAGUAGAGGGUAACACGUAUAUAAUCGAAUCUGGUGAAUGUCAUGUAUGUAGUCACUUAAAAGUGGGUAUGGUCAUGUACUGGUAAUAGUAAGGGUAAUGGUAAUGGAAGUAGCUAAUGUCACGUUCUAGACUUGUAACUGAAACCUGAAGUAAAAGACCUUGGGUAUGCUGUUUGAAUGUAUGUUUAUAUUUCUAUCAAUGACUGUUACUAUAUCA